UGUGGUGAUUUGUGUUAAAACUUAAAAGUUUAAAACCUAAAACUAAAAUAGUUCGUAAAGAGAAUACGGAAUACCUGUAUUAAAAUUGUACCAAUAAUACGUAUUGCAUUCAUAAAAAUUAAAAAAGCAUAACUUUGAAGUUUAUAGUGCAUUUUAUUGUUGGGUGUAAAUGUUUUAACUAAAUGUAAGAUAAAAAAGUGCUAGAAUAGAAGUGUUCUGUGUUCACGAUCUGACAGCUUUGCAAAUUGCAAACAGAAAUGGCUGACGAUCUAAGAAAUUAUAAUUUACAAUUGCAGCAGGUAGAAGCAGCUUUAUUGACUGAUCCACAAAAUGAAGAACUGUUGAAACUCAAAGCAGAUUUGGAAGAAGUAAUUGAAUUGACACAAGAUCUUAUUAAAACCCAGGAGGGUGAGCCCAUAGUUAAUAAUCAUAGUUCUAGUAAUAAUGAUGAUGUUACAGCUUCCCUGUUGGCUGCGGAGAGAGGUGAUGGAUCAAAUUUUCUGCUCAAUUGGCAAGUUGGAGAACGAUGUCUUGCAAAAUGGAGAGCCGAUGACAUGUUCUAUGAGGCUACAAUUGAAGAAGUUGGGCAAAAUAGUUUGAAAGUUAAAUUUGAUGGCUACACAAGCUUAGAAACAGUAUCAUUAAGGAAUGUCAAGUCAUUGGGAUCAGGCAACAAAAGGUCUCUGAGUGGCGAAGAUGGAAAGCAUGGCAAGAAUUAUAAUAGAGAGUACUUGAAAAAGAAAAAGCAGAAAAAACAACAAAGGUUUAAACAAAUAGAGGAGGAAAGGGAGACCGACAAAAAUAAGUGGCUCUCGUUCCACUCGAAGGCUUCUAAAAAACCUGGAAUCAGAAGUAAAAGUAUAUUUGCCUCACCUGAUAAUUUGGAAGGCAGAGUAGGUAUUGGAACAUGUGGUAUAUCAGGCAGACCAAUGACAGAAUACACUCAAGGUGAAAAGUGGAAAAAAGGAGGUUAAUACACCAUAGUAUAAUGUUAGCUUGAGUCACUAUUAUUUACAAUUAAUUGAAUUCUUAAUAAAAAUACUUUUACUACAA
This is a messenger RNA of Leptidea sinapis, 1053 nucleotides long. It is a transcript of the gene Spf30, whose product is annotated as survival of motor neuron-related-splicing factor 30. The record is from RefSeq and is a predicted model, not a curated record. Gene Ontology annotation, molecular function: RNA binding. NCBI's taxonomy places the organism in Eukaryota, Metazoa, Arthropoda, Insecta, Lepidoptera, Pieridae. Bases 258 to 974 code for a protein of 238 amino acids. Gene Ontology annotation, cellular component: precatalytic spliceosome; nucleus. Gene Ontology annotation, biological process: regulation of alternative mRNA splicing, via spliceosome. The transcript is spliced from 4 exons.